Medicago truncatula (barrel medic) is the source of this 1552-nucleotide messenger RNA. RefSeq names its product ultraviolet-B receptor UVR8. The record is from RefSeq and is a predicted model, not a curated record. The coding region runs from base 32 to 1228 and encodes 398 amino acids. Lineage: Eukaryota; Viridiplantae; Streptophyta; Magnoliopsida; Fabales; Fabaceae. The transcript is spliced from 11 exons.
UCUUUCAAUUCAAUCUUUGUCUGUCAUUCUCAUGGCUUCCAACAUCAUUGCCUGGGGUUCAGGUGAAGAUGGUCAAUUAGGAAUUGGUACAAACGAAGAUAAGGAAUGGGUUUGUUCUGUUAAAGCUCUUCCUUCUCAACAUGUUCGUUCUGUUGUUGCUGGUAGUAGAAAUUCACUCGCCAUUUUGAAUGAUGGCAAGUUGUUUACAUGGGGUUGGAAUCAAAGGGGAACUCUUGGACACCCAGCUGAGACCAAGACUGAAAACAUUCCCAGCCAAGUCAAAGCACUUUCCCAUGCUCACAUUGUUCAGGCGGCUAUUGGUGGUUGGCACUGUUUGGCUGUUGAUGAUCACGGAAAAGCUUAUGCUUGGGGUGGAAAUGAAUAUGGUCAGUGUGGUGAAGAACCUGAGCGCAAGGAUGACAAUGGUAGACCUUUGAGGAGAGAUAUUGUGAUCCCUCAGCCUUGUGCUCCUAAGCUUUCUGUUCGACAGGUUGCUGCUGGAGGAACUCACUCAGUGGUACUUACACGUGAAGGGCAUGUUUGGACAUGGGGUCAGCCAUGGCCUCCUGGUGACAUUAAACAGAUUUCAGUCCCGGUUCGGGUGCAAGGUCUUGAUAAUAUAAAGCUUAUAGCAGUAGGUGCAUUUCAUAAUUUGGCACUCCAAGAAGAUGGAACUCUGUGGGCUUGGGGUAAUAAUGAAUAUGGACAACUUGGAACUGGAGAUACGCAACCAAGGUCACAACCUGUUCCUGUGCAAGGACUCUCUGGACUUACCGUGGUAGAUAUUGCAGCUGGUGGAUGGCACUCUACUGCAUUGACAGAUGACGGAGAGGUAUAUGGCUGGGGAAGGGGAGAACAUGGUAGGCUGGGAUUUGGUGAUAGUGAUAAGAGCAGUAAAAUGUUACCUCAGAGGGUUCAACUUUUAGCCGGCGAAGAUAUUGUGCAGGUGUCUUGUGGAGGUACUCAUUCUGUUGCAUUAACCCGAGAUGGGCGCAUAUUUUCUUUUGGUAGAGGUGAUCAUGGACGGCUUGGAUAUGGGAGGAAAGUCACUACUGGUCAACCAAUGGAGGUACCUAUAGACAUCCCUCCUCCACAGAAUCUCGGUGACGCUGACGGUGAAGCUGAGGGAAAUUGGAUAGCCAAACUCGUCGCUUGUGGUGGCCGUCAUACUUUGGCAAUAGUAGAAUGGAAAGAUGAUGAAUCUAAAGCUGAAUCUAUUCAUGAUUAAAAUGGAAACUAGUAAGUAGAUUAGGCUAAUGACUGAUUUGGAACUCAGUCCAUGUGUGAUAUGAGGUGUGUUUCGGCAAACAACUUAAAUAAGCGUUUAUUGAACCGACAUUUAUUGCGUAAGAGCUCAUGUAUAAGUCGUUUCUAGGAUUGAAGAGCUUUUGAAGCCGAAUUUCGCACAAGCUCUGAUAAGCAGUAUCUAUGAGCUAGUAUAAGGAGUUUAUGUAAACAAGAUUUAUAUGCUAUAAGCUUAAAUAAACUCAAAAUAAGUUCUUCCAAACACAACUCAUGAUAUAUUAUUCAUCAAUUUACUAUUCAGUGUUUA